GGUUCUGCAGCAUUGCUACUACAAAUCCUACAUUCGAAUCCCUCGACCGGCCGGCAACAACCUUUCCCUUACUUCCACUGUCGCUGGAAAGUAUCUUUAGAAAAGCAUGGAUGCUCGUCCAAGAGUAAUUUACCUCCCGGAUACCAUGGCCAACUGGCCUUGGCCUCGCGCAAUGAGUCCUCAUUAUGAAGCGGUGAAAGCUGAAGUCGACGCUUCGUUCCGCAAUUUCAAGGAUCUCAGUCCUGAGUCGCAAGAAGCGUUCAACAAAUACGAUUCUGCCCGUUUAGCAGCAUUGGCUUAUCCCAACGCAUCAAGAGAACAUCUUCGAAUUGGCUGCGACUUCAUUAAUGUCCUCGGCAUUGUGGAUAUGUACACCGACAUUGAGAAUGCAACAGUUACCGAGGCAAUGGUGGGCAUCGCCAUUGAUGCCCUACACAAUCCUCAUAAGACACGACCAGAAGGCGAAUGUAUCCUCGGUGAAAUCGUACGACAAUUUUGGGCUCGUGCGAUUCAGACCACAAGCCUGCCUUUUCAACGUCACUUCGUUUAUAGCUAUACUGCAUACCUUCGUGCAGUGGUUGUUGAGGCUCUUGACCGCGACGAGGCUCGUUGCCGUAGUAUUGGUGAUUAUAUCAAGCUCCGGCGGGAUACAUGUGCUGCAAAACCUGCCAUCGCAUUAUAUGAAAUGGGAAUGGAUCUGCCCGAUGAUGUGUUUUAUCAUCCCGUCGUUGCUGAACUGACUGAAUGCAUUACGGAGUUGAUGUUGAUUGACAACGACAUGAUCUCGUACAAUAGAGAGCAAGCGAUGGGAGACGAGAACCAUAACUUGAUCACUACUGUCAUGGUGGAAAUCGGCCUCGACAGAAGCGGUGCGAUGGCCUGGGCAGCAAGCUAUCACGCUGAAGUUGAGAAAAGGUUCGCCGACGGUCUUGCGAAGGUGCCUUCAUGGGGACCUUCCACCGAUGUUCUAGUCAAGGAGUAUCUUGAUGGGAUGGCAACAUGGGCUCGAGCAAACCAUUGUUGGAGUUACGAAACUCGAAGAUACUUGGGCAAAAAGGGCCCAGAAAUACAGGGAACUAGACUUGUCCCAUUGUUACCAAAGGUCAACCGCAAAGCUGCAUCCACGGCGGCAAAGGCCAAUGUUGCUGAUUGA
Molecule: messenger RNA, 1153 nt
Organism: Suillus subalutaceus
Lineage: Eukaryota; Fungi; Basidiomycota; Agaricomycetes; Boletales; Suillaceae
Product: isoprenoid synthase domain-containing protein
Exons: 6
Coding region: 107-1153 (348 amino acids)
Source: RefSeq, a predicted model, not a curated record